Messenger RNA from Cuscuta campestris, 1205 nucleotides. NCBI's taxonomy places the organism in Eukaryota, Viridiplantae, Streptophyta, Magnoliopsida, Solanales, Convolvulaceae. The record is from the annotation of a GenBank genome assembly.
CUUUUUAAGUUUGGAAGGUUAGGGGUUUUGUUUUAUUUUUGAUUUUGUGCGUGUUUUUUCAUUGCGUUGUGUUUAUUAAUUAUGAAUUUUUCACUUCUAGCUUGUAGUGAAUGCAGUUGAGCCAACAGCCGCUCAGAUGUUGUUGGAAAGUGUUAAAGAGCUUUUCAAGGAUAAAACCACUUCUUCGGUGAAGGGGAAAAGGAAGUUGUCACUGAGUUCUUCGAAACGGGUUUGGAAUGUGAAGGAGAAGCAAGUGAAUAUACGAGAUGCGUUGGGGAAGAUGAAAGCUGAGGGGAUGGCAUCUGGAAGUGAGAAGUUGUCCGGGGAUAAGAGGGUUGAGAAGGGCAGUGUGAAAUUAGCUGAUAAUCUGGUGGGUCGUAGAGGCAAGAAGGAGAGUGUGGCAACUAAGGGUUGUGAUCACCUGAAUAUAGUGGAGGAGAUUAAAGAGAUCAAGGAAAAACAGGCGGCGCGAGACAUGAAGCUUGAUGAAAUUUUAGGCAUUCUUCGACAAAAAACUGCGUGUGUUGAAGCUGGUUCAGCGUCGGGGAAAGGGUCAUUGAUGGGAGGCAAUGAGGAAGUGAAGAUCCAAGUGGCAGGACCAUCUGGUGCGGGGAAUACAUAUGGUGGAGUUAAAUGUGGGGAUGAUCUCGAGUUGAGUUUUGAUUCCGGUGGUCCAUCGUUUGAUCUUCUGACCCAAAUGCCGAAAGUUGAUGCGAUUGGUGAUGACAUGCCAAAUGACAAAACUGGUAAUGUAUCGGUGGCAGAAGCGUGUGAUUAUGCAAAGCAGGGGAAGUGUUUAGAGAUUCCCUACAUUGAGACACAAUACGAUCCCCACGACCUCGAGCUUAUUGACAGGGAAACCGAAAUGAUGCUUAUUUCUUUACAGAAUGCUAGAAGUGUAAAGUGUUGAAUUCAUACACUUUUGUUUUUUUUAUGCCAAGUAACGGAUUGUGAAUUUUGGCAGAAUGAUAUUUGAAUUGUAAUUGGUUUGGAAUGGCAGGUUGUUUCGGUUUCGUGUGAACGGGUUGAGGUGCAGUGUGCGGAGGAUGGAAAAUGCUAGAAAAGUGUAGAUGGUGGUGAGCCUGACAAGAAAUGUGGAGACAUUACAAUGCCAAAUGCUGUGCAAGUACCGGUAAACGUUGAUGUUGCAUUUGGGGUUGGUCAUGUAUGUACAUAUAUUUGGGAAAUGAAUAAUAAGUACCCUU